AUGCCAGGGUUUUCGCCCGAGCAGGCCGACUCGAUAACGGCAGCAUGGAAGAAACGCAAGUGGGACCAUGAGGAGUCGAGGACUCUAGCACGUCCAGCAACAUAUGUCUCAUCCUGUCGAGUCGAUCGGCCCGAAUACGACGGUGGCUGCUCAUUGCCUCUAUCGCGACACCCAGACGGAACAGACAUCUCCUUCCGACCACGCUGCCUCCCUCGCAAGCGCCGACAUGUCCAAGGCCCUUAUCUUACGCUGCCAUCCCACCAGCAUCAACAUCAACUCCAACACCAACAAUCCCCAACCCACCUUUCCCCAAACGUCUACGGCAUCCCAAAUCAAGACCCAUACUCACCCCCAGUCUCCCCCAAAACCCUCGUCCCGUUGCACUACCCAACCCAACAAUCCGCCUCCCCCUCCGCGCUCCGCCCCUGCCACAUCUGUCACCGCCGCCCAACAACCCGCCAAGUCCUUGACGCCUACGCAGACUGCGAUCUUUGCCACGAACGGGCAUGCUUCAUCUGUCUCCGACAAUGCGACAGCGCAUCCUGCGGUGGGACAUUUGGUCUGUUCCAAGAUCCAGGCAUGCACAUGCACAUGCGCACGAGCUCAACCGACGACACCAGCUACGACGCCAGCGAGGCACCCAGGAGGAAAAUCUGCUCCGGCUGUGCUGUGGAGGAAGUCACCGAGACCGGUGCGGAGAUUGUGCGUUGUCUUGACUGCGUGCGUGGUGCGGGCUCGUGGGCUUCGGCGGCUAUUCCGUCUGAUUGGGCUUUGGAUGAUAUGCGGCAUGAGGAUAUGACUGGGUGA
Penicillium samsonianum is the source of this 807-nucleotide messenger RNA. RefSeq lists its product as uncharacterized. The transcript has 2 exons. The record is from RefSeq and is a predicted model, not a curated record. The coding region runs from base 1 to 807 and encodes 268 amino acids. NCBI's taxonomy places the organism in Eukaryota, Fungi, Ascomycota, Eurotiomycetes, Eurotiales, Aspergillaceae.